UUGUAGACUUAGAAAUUGCAAUCAAAAAUAAUAUGAGGGAUUCAUAAAUACAUUAUUAUCCAAGAAGGAAGCAUAAGCCGAGGCCAAGAGACACUAACCAAAUCCUACUUCAGUCAACCACACACUAAAGCCUGUAGCGAACGCUGGUACCAUUGGAAACACAGUGCGCAUUCUCACAUUCGGCGGACGGAACGGGACGAACACUCUGGGAUUCACAUCACAAUAAGUCAUGCCACGAGGAAAACGCCGAGCAGCAGAUAUUGGCGACAACAUGGAUGGUCAAUCGAAGAGAGCCCGUACCAGCUAUGCCAGCAUACCGACACAACAGAGCAGCAGGCGCCAUAUCAGAGCGGAGGAUGGCUUCAGCCAAAAACGUUGCUUAACAUGGUUCCAGGAAUACACCACUCCAGAUGAACCAGAGACAUUGGGUCCCGAUGGGAUGGAAAAAUUUUGCGAAGAUAUCGGUGUGGAGCCCGAGAAUAUUGUGAUGCUGGUGCUGGCCUAUAAAAUGGGUGCCACCCAAAUGGGCUUCUUUAGCCAGCAGGAGUGGCUGAAAGGCCUCACCGAGAUCGACUGCGAUUCUGCAGCGAAAAUGGUUGUGAAACUGGACUAUCUGCGCAGCAUACUCAACGAUCCAAACUCCUUCAAGAGUAUCUACAGAUACGCCUACGAUUUUGCCAAGGACUCGGAUCAACGAAGUAUGGAUAUUGUCACGGCCAAGGCCAUGCUUCAGCUGCUUUUGGGCAAACACUGGCCGCUGUAUCCGCAGUUUGCACAGUUUCUAGAGCAAUCAAAGUACAAGGUGAUCAACAAGGAUCAGUGGUGUAAUAUCUUGGAGUUCUCGCGCACCAUCUGCAUGGAUUUGUCAAAUUAUGAUAUUGAUGGGGCAUGGCCUGUCAUGCUAGAUGAGUUUGUCGAAUGGCUGCGCCUGCAACGGAGCCUGGCCAACUCCAGUUCUGGACCGUCCAGCUGAGAGAUGCUGUAUAGAGUCGCCUAUUUCUAGUUCAACUUUUGGGAGCUCAGUGCGGAGGCGUUCGCGGAGGAAAUGGGAUGCGAUGGGGAAAUGGAUGAGUUGAGAGAUCGGCGGAACUAUAAGACACAUCCAGAAUCACUCACUCACAAGCCCACACCACACACCAUACCCACACAGGCACACACACUCACACACAAUCACACACAGUGAAAAAAAAGCAUUUGGAGAGACUGCGUACACUGGCAAAAGCAACCACUAUGAAACUAAACUAUUGAUAAUAUAUUUAAUGUAAUAAUUUAUGUAUUAACGACAACUAAAAACUAAAACCACAAUUUUCUACUUGUAAGGCGUCCUUUGAAACGAAAACAAAAAGAAAGAACAAAAAAAAA
Molecule: messenger RNA, 1362 nt
Organism: Drosophila serrata
Lineage: Eukaryota; Metazoa; Arthropoda; Insecta; Diptera; Drosophilidae
Gene: SCCRO4
Product: DCN1-like protein SCCRO4
Biological process (GO): protein neddylation
Cellular component (GO): ubiquitin ligase complex
Molecular function (GO): ubiquitin-like protein binding; cullin family protein binding; ubiquitin conjugating enzyme binding
Source: RefSeq, a predicted model, not a curated record